AUGUUAUUACAGGUUUGCUUACCUCCGCAACCUCCGCCGCCACCGCAACCUCCACCGCAUGGUGGUGGUGGUGGAGGGGGUGGAGCACAUCCACCUGUAAGCAAAUUCCUUAAUAUUGCCACAAUGCAUCUUUGUGGUAGACUCAACGAUGCGACUUAUACGCUAUACUUUUACCUCCACAUCCUCCUCCGCAGGGCGGUGGUGGACAGCCUGAAAAAGAGAAGCAGAAUUGAUUCACAAUGUGUAAUUAACUCACAUCCACCACCGCCUCCUCCUCCUCCACCACAGCAACAUCCACCUCCGCCGCCGCCAGUCAUCGGAAAGAGGAACGCUGCUGUGGAUGCGCUGAGCAGAAGCAGUGGCAAAAACUGUCUCAUCUGA
Necator americanus (New World hookworm) is the source of this 381-nucleotide messenger RNA. RefSeq lists its product as uncharacterized. The coding region runs from base 1 to 381 and encodes 126 amino acids. Lineage: Eukaryota; Metazoa; Nematoda; Chromadorea; Rhabditida; Ancylostomatidae. The record is from RefSeq and is a predicted model, not a curated record. The transcript is spliced from 3 exons.